Molecule: messenger RNA, 1946 nt
Organism: Papaver somniferum (opium poppy)
Lineage: Eukaryota; Viridiplantae; Streptophyta; Magnoliopsida; Ranunculales; Papaveraceae
Product: probable WRKY transcription factor 21
Exons: 3
Coding region: 404-1507 (367 amino acids)
Biological process (GO): regulation of DNA-templated transcription
Molecular function (GO): DNA-binding transcription factor activity; sequence-specific DNA binding
Source: RefSeq, a predicted model, not a curated record
UUUCUUUAUUGGAUUAUUUUAAACAACGAAAGAAAUAAAUAUAUAAGAAAAUUAGAUUUCUUUUGGUCGUGUAAAAUUCCACAAAGUCUUGUCUUUCACACCUUUCGAACUUGAAUUUACACAUUUGGAGAAAGAAUCUAGGGUUUCAUUUCAGCAUAAUUCUGCAAUAAGGUCUGUUUCUGUGUAAUCUUCUUGUUUUUCUCUCCAUUUUUUUUUCCUCUUCUGAUUUCAUGUACCCACUUGCAAAAUCUUAGUUUCAUAUGUGUUCUUGAUUUUUCCAAUUGAAGUAUCGAAAUUUGAUACAAGAUGAGAUUUUAAUAAAACCCCACUAUGAAUUGAUGUAAUUUUAACAUGGGGUUUUAAUGAUUUUGGGGUUUUAGAGAGUUUAGAACAAGGGCACAUAAUGGAGGAAGUUGAGGUUGUGAACAAAUCAGCUGUGGAGAGUUGUUAUAGAGUUCUUCAAAUUUUAUCUCAACCUCAAAAUGAGGGCAUGUCUCAUUUAGGGGUGGAAACAGGUGAAGCUGUAGUCAAGUUUAACAAAGUUAUGUCUCUUCUUGACAAUGGUGGUGUUGGUCAUGGAAGAGUUAGAAAACAUGGGAAAUUUCAGUUUCAACCUUCACUUCCCCAGAGUAUAUUCUUGGAUUAUCCAAAUUCUCAGACAAAUGGUUCAAUCAAACCUCUUCAACUUCUUCAAACUAAUACUACAUCUGUAGAGACGGGAUCGAGGACUAAGACUUUGCAACUUCAUCCGAAAAUUUUCUUAGAGAAUCCAGCAUUAGAAUUGAGCUUAGUUUCGAAAAACACUUUGCAACUUGCCCAGACACCUUCUCUACACCAUCAAUUUCUCCAACAACAGCAGCUGCAACAGCAGCAGCAACAACGACAGCAGCAACAUCAACAAAUGAUACAACUUCAACAGCAGCAACAACACCAGAAAAUGAAAUUCCAAGCAGAAAAUAUGAUGUUUCAAAGGAGUAAUAGCACGAUUAACCUUAAGUUUGAUAGCCCAAAUUGUACACCAACUAUGUCAUCAAAUAGAUCUUUCAUUUCAUCUUUGAGUAUGGAUGGGAGUGUCUCUAAUUUGGAUGGAAAAUCGUUUAGUUUGAUUGGUGCACCACAAUCGUCUGGCUGGAGUUCACAGCAGAGUUCUAAGAAGGGGUGUUCUGGUAGGGGAGGAGAAGAUGGGAGUGUUAAAUGUGGAAGUAGUAGUGGUAGAUGUCAUUGCUCAAAGAGAAGGAAACUAAGAGUGAAAAGAUCCAUCAAGGUUCCUGCGAUUAGUAACAAGCUUGCAGAUAUCCCUCCGGACGAGUUCUCAUGGAGGAAGUAUGGGCAAAAACCUAUCAAGGGUUCACCACACCCUAGGGGAUAUUAUAAAUGUAGCAGUAUGAGAGGUUGUCCCGCCAGAAAACAUGUUGAGAGGUGUUUGGAGGAACCCAAAAUGCUUAUUGUCACUUACGAAGGUGAACACAACCAUUCUAGACUACUUACUCAAUCUGCCCACACAUAGUCAUGACUGAGAUUUCACUAGUAUAAGAAUUAAAGAGAAAAUUUGUCAAAGAGGCUACUGAUUGGAGGCAAAGAAGUACCAAAUAAAGUUCUUCAUCCAGGCCCAUGCUGCUGAUAUCCAUCCAAACCUAGUCCUUGACUGGUAAUUUAUGAGUCGCUCUUGUAGUUAAUAUGUAGGAACCGAAGUAACAAUGGGGUGCGACGUUCAGCGAUCUAGGUAAUGAUGCUCUGUUUGGCCUUCUUCUUCUGGUGGCGUAGGAAAGUAGGAAAAUCGAAAGUGACAAGUCUACACAAAAAAGGUGACAAGUCUACACAAAAAAGGGGUCGGAAUAGUGAGAUAUGGAACUUACACUUGUACCAUGACAACUUACUUUGUUAUGAUUUUGUUCAGUGAGUUUCUCCAUGAAUGAAAUGUUAUCUUUUGGAAUGGUUACUUCAUA